Lichtheimia ornata is the source of this 1272-nucleotide messenger RNA. RefSeq lists its product as uncharacterized. Bases 1 to 1272 code for a protein of 423 amino acids. NCBI's taxonomy places the organism in Eukaryota, Fungi, Mucoromycota, Mucoromycetes, Mucorales, Lichtheimiaceae. Gene Ontology annotation, biological process: proteolysis. The transcript has 6 exons. Gene Ontology annotation, molecular function: serine-type endopeptidase activity. The record is from RefSeq and is a predicted model, not a curated record.
AUGAAACUGCCAUUAGCUCUUUCAAGCUGCUGUGCGAUCGCAUACGCCGUUUCCGCUGCAGCAGCCGGCGCCUAUCGUGACACAACCGAUCAUGCAGCGUAUGUGAUUAAAUUCAACCCCGCAUACAAUGCGAGCUCCGCACACGCAUUCCUUGCAUCCAAGCAUAACGAAUUCAUGGUGUCCAUGGCAAGCGGUGGAGACGUUAGCUAUCAAGCAGCCGAUACAAACACCCCUAUACUCAUGGAUUCCAUACAUAUGGGAGACAGCUUCUUUACAAUGACCGGCGCAUUGGAUGAUCAGUUCGUUCAACUCUUGCAUCAAGACGACGCUAUCGAGUUUAUUGAAAGUGAUAAUGUAUACAAGACUACGCUUACACGAUCUAUGCCGGUUGAGAAACGAUCCAUACAUUAUAAAGCUGUAAGCCCUAACUGGGGUUUAGCACGCAUUCGUCAACGCGAGUUGAAUGAUUUAUCCAUAUACGACUAUGCUGAUGAUGAAGGGCAUGGAGUUGACGUGUUUGUGUUGGAUUCCGGUGUCCAUGUCGAGCACCCUGAUUUCGAAGGAAGGGCAUUUACAUCCUCAAAUUUCGUACAAGAAGAAGAAGAUACCGAUUUUGCAGGACAUGGUACCCAUGUGGCAGGCAAAGUGGCAGGCAAAGUAUACGGUGUGGCUAAGGCUGCCAACAUCCAAUCGGUCAAGAUUCUCAACAAAACGGGUGAUGGCAAAUUGAGUACCAUGCUCAAAGGAUUGUCACAUGUUGUUCAAGCAGCUACACCUGGCAAGGCUGUGGUCAAUCUAUCCCUCAGUGGUCCACCCUCUCGAGUCAUGAAUGCUGCCAUCCGCAGCCUUGUGCAAGAACACAAUAUCCCUGUCUUUGUUUCAGCUGGCAAUGCAGGUGCUGAUGCUUGUAAUUUUUCUCCUUCAUCAAGCCCGGAUGUCUUUGUGAUUGGUGCAACGGAUAUCACUGAUAGGGUUGCAUCGUACUCGAAUACUGGUCCAUGCGUUAGCAUGUACGCACCGGGUACUGAUAUCGUGAGCACAUGGAUUGGUGGAGGUGAACAUGGCAACGUUAAAUCAUUGGAUGGAACAAGUAUGGCAUCACCACACGUGGUGGGUAUUGCAGCCUCAUUGUUAUCACGCCAAUCCUUUGAAUCACCCAAGCAACUGUAUUCGUUAUUGACUGAACUCGGCACCAAGAAUGUGAUAGCUUUUCCCGAUAGCUCUGCUGGUCCAGAGAAUAACAUCAUGGCGUAUAUCACAGCCGAGGAGUAA